AUGGCUGCUGUUAUUUCCUCGUAUCUAAGAUACUCUGCUACAGACAGACGGUACUAUGCCCGCCGAGUGAGAAAAACAUCGGAUGAUCCCGAACGGCGACCAUGCAUUUUCCACUGGGACCCGAUUAAGGAUGGAUUUGGCCAGGGCAGCUUCAUGCUGUUUCGGCGAAUUCCUGUAGGGUUUUUUGAUUUCAACUGGCAUCCUAUCUCGAUCAACCCUAGUCAGUCGUUGUUACUAGCAGAAAGCUCCCUUCCGCCACGCGAGGUACCGAUAUCAGAUCUAUACAUCAAAGAACUGCUUCCAGGCGCCAGCGUUUCCUGGGAGGUGUUCUUGCCGGCUGUUUACUUUGACUCCUUCCGACCGGGGCAUUACUACCAGACCCUGUGGGUAGGCGGACAAAUCCCUCUGUGGGACUGGGGCACAUUGGCGGAGUACCGGAAUUGCAAAUUAGACCCCAAAUCCCCACCGUUGAUUCUUCCCAGCUCGGAGACACAAUCGCUAUAUAUUCUGGACGAAGAAAGCGACAUUGAUGAUGUGGGCCCGUUGCCACCUUCGCCUCCACCACUUCUGGCGUCUGUCUGCCAAAUGGGUGGUGGUGGUGCCCCAAUCCUAACCUUGAGCAUAGCUGGACCUGCUACACUGUCGCUGAAAGACUACGAUCCGUCGAGUCGUCUUCGAUAUGCAGUGACGGCCACCCUAUUUUACAAAGCGGCCCCGAAUAUCUCUCUUCAAAAACCUAUUGUAUUUCAUACCUUCCUCUUUAAAGAUGUCGAUUGGCGUCAAGAGGGAUUUAGGCUCUACCGGAAAGAAAACGGCCAGUGGCAGCCCUAUGAAAUACGAGGUUCCUUCACAUAUCAUCGGUAUAGAUUUCCAAACCCUGUGUUAAAGAAUGUGGGCCGCAAUGAAGACAAUGACUUCCAUGCACUCAAUCCGGGUGAGCCGUGGUCGUUCACGCGAUGUGUGACUGAUUUUCCGGACAACGUGGUGCCCGGGGACACCUUCCGGUACUGUUACAAGGGGGCCCAACUCGACUGGUGGGAUUGGGGUCAUUUUCAAGAUCAUAAAGAAACAGUGGUUACUAUUGAGGGCAAAGUACGCGAGCCAGAAGAUAACGGAGGCCGACCUGCGCUUGUCGUACCGGCUAGUAACCACGUGGAGUUUACAGUGGUAGAAUGA
Aspergillus uvarum CBS 121591 is the source of this 1176-nucleotide messenger RNA. RefSeq lists its product as uncharacterized. The transcript is spliced from 2 exons. NCBI's taxonomy places the organism in Eukaryota, Fungi, Ascomycota, Eurotiomycetes, Eurotiales, Aspergillaceae. Bases 1 to 1176 code for a protein of 391 amino acids. The record is from RefSeq and is a predicted model, not a curated record.